UAUGCUAAACUAUGUUUUUAUUCUCUCUUUCUUUCCAUAUUUAUCAUGCUUCGUUUAUUUAGUAAACAACCAGUAACGCGUCUUUCAAGAACAAAGUUGUCUUGUUUGAAUACCAAAUCAUUCUCUACCCCUGCUCGUCAAGUACCAGUUUCUUCAAAAAAAUCAAAUUCACUUUCUGCAGUUAAACCAUGGAGCGAAUUAUCUACACCACAAAAAGUGGUAGCGGCUUCAAAGACAACCAUGAAUCUCGGUGUGAUCGCAGCAGGUGUUACUUUAACAACAGCUAUUGUUUAUUAUAUUACUUCUGAAUUAUUCAGUUCACAAAGUCCUACUAGUAUCUUCAAUGAUGUUGUAGACCGUAUUCGUGUUCAUGAAGAACUGGUUCAAAUCUUGGGUGAGCCUAUUAAGGGUCAUGGAGAACCAAGCAGAAACAAAAGAAGACGCAACAGACGCAUUGCCUCUCAAGAAGUCGAGGAUCAAAAUGGUGAUGCUCAUUUAUUUAUGCGUUUUUAUGUAGAGGGCCCUAUUAAUCAAGGCACAGUGGCCCUUGAGAUGAUCAAGGACGAUAAAAACAAAUGGCAAUACAAGCAACUCUACGUUGAUGUACCUGGACAAGGAUUACCUUCUAAACGUAUUUAUUUAGAAAGACAAUAAAAUAAAAUAAUAGUAAAGAAUAUUAAAUGUGUAUAUAUCGAAUAAAUUAUUUGUUAAAGGAGAAGCCCUUCUUUUUAGCUGUCUUUUCAGGAGUCAUAGGUCUGCCUGAUUCUAGGCGACGUUUCUUCUCUUCCAAAUCAGCACGCUGUUUGUCAAGGGCGUCCUUCAUUUCUUUAUGACGAGCAUAUAAUUCUUCUUCUGAUUGCUUUAAUUUAG
Messenger RNA from Gilbertella persicaria, 870 nucleotides. Its product is annotated as TIM21-domain-containing protein. NCBI's taxonomy places the organism in Eukaryota, Fungi, Mucoromycota, Mucoromycetes, Mucorales, Choanephoraceae. Gene Ontology annotation, cellular component: TIM23 mitochondrial import inner membrane translocase complex. The transcript is spliced from 4 exons. Bases 46 to 654 code for a protein of 202 amino acids. Gene Ontology annotation, biological process: protein import into mitochondrial matrix. The record is from RefSeq and is a predicted model, not a curated record.